Messenger RNA from Peromyscus maniculatus bairdii (prairie deer mouse), 9451 nucleotides. It is a transcript of the gene Robo2, whose product is annotated as roundabout guidance receptor 2. Lineage: Eukaryota; Metazoa; Chordata; Mammalia; Rodentia; Cricetidae. Gene Ontology annotation, molecular function: protein binding. The record is from RefSeq and is a predicted model, not a curated record.
AGCGGCUGCAGGGGAAGGGGCUGGAGGCAGGCUUGCUGCUCGGAGGCUGGACCACACGCUAGCAUCCUCAGGGCUCCCAGGUCCGGGGAUCCCUAGUCUAGCGGUGCUCGCCCACAGCAGCUGGACGCUAGCUCGCUCCGGGGCGGCCCCUGGGGGUGGCGGCGGCUUCAGCCCAGCCCCUCCCUCUUCCCUGGCUUCCUCUUUUCGCCUCCCUCCUCGCUCCCUCACCACGUAGGAGUUCCCAUUCUCCACCCGAGCCGUCCUGCUUUCCCCCCUUUCCUGCCUUUUGGAAACCAGAGACUCCGAGGGAGGCGACCGGGCGGCAGAGGAGAGGGCCGGCUCACAAAGUGCUGCUUUGACACAUCCUUAGGAUGGAAGUUAAGUGAAAACAAAACAACACAAAACAAAACUCCGCGAAGUGUUGCUGCUACGGAGAAGGAGACCUGGGCGGGCAGAGGAAACCCGGUGGGCAGGCCAAUGGUUGUUCCGCAGCGCGUUGGCAAGUUUGUGGAACACUUUCUAGGAAUUAGGUCUUUUUUGUCCCCCGUCAUCUUGACUUCUGAAGAAAGAACUUGUGUUUGGAUUGCAAUGGAGUCUAAGGAGACAGGGCUAGAAGCACGUGAAUAGUCCCGCCAGCUGGGCUGAAUUUGUGGGAAUUUCGGAAGCCAGCCUGUGGAAGUAAAGCAGCUCUUGGAGUCCCUUGGGUUCAUUCGGAUGGCUCCUAACGUGUCCCGUGUCAGAACUCUUCUUCACCAACAGCUUCUGGUGUUGCCAUUUUGCUCUUCUUGACCUUAAUUAAUCUCUAGGAAAGUCUAAACUUCGGACCUACCUCUUUUUUUGAUACUUAUUUUUGUACUUCUGCUCUCUGGGAUUGGUUUCUUAAACAAUCUGGAUCCUUUUUCAUAUGUCAAAAUGAGUCCGCUGAUGUUUACACUACUAUUGCUCUUUGGAUUUCUCUGCAUUCGGAUUGAUGGAUCUCGUCUUCGUCAAGAAGACUUUCCCCCCAGGAUUGUAGAACACCCUUCUGACGUCAUUGUCUCCAAGGGAGAGCCCACCACUCUGAACUGUAAGGCAGAGGGCCGGCCGACUCCCACCAUUGAAUGGUACAAGGAUGGUGAGCGGGUGGAAACAGACAAGGAUGACCCCAGGUCACACAGGAUGCUUCUGCCCAGCGGAUCCUUAUUCUUUUUGCGAAUUGUGCAUGGGCGCAGAAGUAAACCAGAUGAAGGGAGCUACGUUUGUGUCGCAAGGAACUAUCUUGGUGAAGCAGUGAGUCGGAACGCAUCUCUGGAAGUGGCAUUAUUGCGAGAUGACUUCCGACAAAACCCCACAGAUGUGGUAGUGGCAGCUGGAGAGCCUGCAAUCCUGGAGUGCCAGCCCCCGCGGGGACACCCAGAACCCACUAUCUACUGGAAGAAAGACAAAGUCCGAAUUGAUGACAAGGAAGAAAGAAUUAGUAUCCGUGGUGGGAAACUGAUGAUCUCAAAUACCAGGAAAAGCGAUGCAGGGAUGUAUACCUGUGUGGGCACCAAUAUGGUGGGAGAAAGAGACAGCGACCCCGCAGAGCUGACUGUCUUUGAACGACCCACAUUUCUCAGGAGGCCAAUUAACCAGGUGGUGCUAGAAGAAGAGGCGGUAGAAUUCCGUUGUCAGGUCCAGGGAGAUCCACAGCCAACUGUGAGGUGGAAAAAGGAUGAUGCAGACUUGCCAAGAGGAAGGUACGAUAUCAAAGAUGACUAUACCCUGAGAAUUAAAAAGGCCUUGAGUACAGAUGAAGGUACCUAUAUGUGUAUCGCUGAGAAUCGGGUAGGGAAAGUGGAAGCCUCUGCUACUCUCACUGUCCGAGUUCGCCCUGUUGCUCCUCCACAGUUUGUGGUUAGGCCAAGAGAUCAGAUUGUUGCUCAGGGCCGGACAGUGACAUUCCCCUGUGAAACUAAAGGAAACCCACAGCCAGCUGUUUUUUGGCAGAAAGAAGGCAGCCAGAACCUACUUUUUCCAAACCAACCUCAGCAACCCACUAGCCGGUGUUCAGUGUCACCCUCCGGGGACCUGACCAUCACCAACAUCCAGCGUUCAGAUGCGGGGUACUACAUCUGCCAGGCCUUAACGGUGGCAGGAAGCAUCUUAGCUAAAGCGCAGUUGGAGGUUACCGACGUUUUGACAGAUAGACCUCCACCCAUAAUCCUGCAAGGACCUAUAAACCAAACACUUGCAGUAGAUGGUACAGCGCUACUGAAAUGUAAAGCUACUGGAGACCCUCUUCCUGUAAUUAGCUGGCUAAAGGAGGGCUUUACUUUCCUGGGUAGAGAUCCAAGAGCAACAAUCCUGGAACAAGGAACCCUGCAGAUUAAGAAUUUACGGAUCUCUGAUACUGGCACUUAUACUUGUGUGGCUACAAGUUCAAGUGGGGAGACUUCCUGGAGUGCAGUGCUGGAUGUAACAGAAUCUGGAGCAACAAUCAGUAAAAAUUAUGAUAUAAAUGACCUGCCGGGGCCACCAUCCAAACCACAGGUCACUGAUGUUACUAAGAACAGUGUUACCUUAUCCUGGCAACCAGGUACACCUGGAGUUCUUCCAGCAAGUGCAUAUAUCAUUGAAGCUUUCAGCCAGUCAGUGAGCAAUAGCUGGCAGACAGUGGCAAACCACGUUAAGACAACUCUCUAUACUGUAAGAGGGCUGAGGCCCAAUACAAUCUACUUGUUCAUGGUCAGAGCGAUCAACCCCCAAGGUCUCAGUGACCCAAGCCCUAUGUCGGAUCCUGUACGUACACAAGAUAUCAGCCCCCCAGCACAAGGAGUGGACCACAGACAAGUACAGAAAGAACUAGGGGAUGUCAUCGUUCGUCUCCAUACUCCAGUUGUUCUGACACCUACAACUGUUCAAGUCACAUGGACGGUGGAUCGGCAACCCCAGUUUAUUCAGGGCUACAGAGUGAUGUAUCGGCAGACUUCUGGCCUACAAGCUUCAACUGCAUGGCAAAAUCUAGAUGCCAAAGUCCCCACUGAGAGGAGUGCUGUCCUAGCAAAUCUGAAGAAGGGGGUAACUUACGAAAUUAAAGUCAGACCAUAUUUUAAUGAGUUCCAAGGAAUGGACAGUGAAUCAAAAACGGUCCGUACUACUGAGGAAGCCCCCAGUGCCCCUCCCCAGUCUGUGACUGUGCUGACCAUUGGAAGCCACAACAGCACAAGCAUUAGUGUAUCCUGGGAUCCUCCACCCCCAGACCACCAGAACGGAAUUAUUCAGGAAUAUAAGAUCUGGUGUCUGGGAAAUGAAACACGAUUCCAUAUUAACAAAACUGUGGAUGCAGCCAUCCGUUCUGUAGUAAUAGGUGGCUUAUUCCCUGGAAUUCAAUACCGGGUAGAAGUGGCCGCUAGCACAAGUGCAGGGGUUGGAGUAAAAAGUGAACCACAGCCAAUAAUAAUUGGGGGACGUAACGAAGUUGUUAUUACUGAAAACAAUAACAGCAUAACUGAGCAAAUCACUGAUGUUGUGAAGCAACCAGCAUUUAUUGCUGGCAUUGGUGGUGCCUGCUGGGUAAUUUUGAUGGGUUUUAGCAUCUGGUUGUAUUGGAGAAGAAAGAAGAGAAAGGGACUGAGCAAUUAUGCUGUAACAUUUCAAAGAGGAGAUGGAGGACUAAUGAGCAAUGGGAGCCGCCCAGGUCUUCUAAAUGCUGGGGAUCCCAAUUAUCCAUGGCUUGCUGAUUCAUGGCCAGCCACGAGUUUGCCAGUAAACAAUAGCAAUAGUGGCCCAAAUGAAAUUGGAAAUUUUGGGCGCGGAGACGUGCUGCCUCCAGUUCCAGGCCAAGGGGAUAAAACCGCAACGAUGCUUUCAGAUGGAGCCAUUUAUAGCAGCAUUGACUUCACUACCAAAACUACUUACAACAGUUCCAGCCAAAUAACACAGGCCACCCCAUAUGCCACGACCCAGAUCCUGCAUUCCAACAGCAUCCACGAACUGGCAGUUGAUCUUCCUGAUCCACAGUGGAAAAGCUCAAUUCAACAAAAGACAGACCUGAUGGGAUUUGGCUAUUCACUACCUGAUCAGAACAAGGGUAACAAUGCCUUACUUUACAUCCCUGACUACCGAUUGGCUGAGGGAUUGUCUAAUAGAAUGCCACACAACCAGUCACAGGAUUUCAGCACCACCAGCUCUCACAACAGCUCAGAAAGGAGUGGCAGUCUCUCAGGUGGGAAAGGUGGAAAAAAGAAGAAAAACAAAAAUUCUUCUAAAGGGCAGAAAAACAAUGGAUCGACUUGGGCUAAUGUCCCUCUACCUCCUCCUCCAGUCCAGCCCCUUCCUGGGACAGAACUGGGGCACUAUGCUGCAGAACAACAGGAAAAUGGCUAUGACAGUGACAGCUGGUGCCCACCGUUACCAGUGCAAACCUAUUUGCACCAGGGUAUGGAAGAUGAGCUGGAAGAAGACGAUGAUAGGGUCCCAACGCCUCCUGUUCGCGGGGUGGCCUCUUCACCUGCUAUCUCCUUUGGACAGCAGUCCACUGCCACUCUUACUCCAUCCCCACGGGAAGAGAUGCAACCCAUGCUUCAAGCUCACUUGGAUGAGUUAACAAGGGCCUAUCAGUUUGAUAUAGCAAAACAAACAUGGCACAUUCAAAGCAAUACUCCACCUCCACAGCCCCCAGUCCCACCAUUAGGUUAUGUGUCCGGAGCCUUGAUUUCUGAUUUGGAAACAGAUGUUCCAGAUGAGGAUGCUGAUGAUGAAGAGGAACCGAUAGACAUCCCCAGGCCCCUCAGAGCACUAGACCAGACACCUGGAUCCAGUAUGGACAAUCUAGAGAGCUCUGUGACAGGUUCAAUGGUAAAUGGAUGGGGCUCUGCAUCUGAUGAGGAUCGUAACUUUUCUAGUCAUAGAUCUAGUGUAGGUAGCUCCUCAGAUGGCUCCAUCUUUGCCAGCGUCAGCUUUGCACAAGCCUUGGUGGCAGCAGCAGAUAAAGCUGGUUUUAGGCUGGAUGGAACCAGUCUUACAAGAACAGGAAAAGCCUUUACCUCUUCUCAAAGGCCGCGGCCCACCAGUCCAUUUUCUACCGACAGUAACACCAGCGCUGCCCUGAAUCCAAGCCAGCGGCCUCGGCCCACCAAAAAACAUAAGGGAGGGCGGAUGGACACACAGCCAGUGUUACCUCAUCGGAGAGAAGGGAUGCCAGAUGAUCUUCCCCCAGCACCAGAUCCCCCACCAAGUCAGGGUUUAAGACAGCAGAUAGGCCUGAGCCAGCAUUCUGGUCACGUGGAAAAUUCAACAGAGAGAAAAGGAAGCUCCCUAGAGAGACAACAGGCCGCCAACUUAGAAGACACAAAGAGCUCACUGGAUUGUCCAGCUAAGACCGCCCUAGAGUGGCAGCGUCCAACCCAGGACUGGAUAAACUCUACAGACCGCCAAGAAGACACACGGAAAGCCCCACACAAACAAGGGGUUGGAUCAGAGGAGUCCUUGGUCCCUUACAGCAAGCCCAGCUUCCCAUCUCCAGGUGGACACAGCUCUUCGGGAACAUCUUCCUCUAAAGGGUCUACUGGCCCUCGGAAGGCUGAAGUAUUGAGGGGCGGCCACCAGCGGAAUGCCAGUGACCUUCUGGACAUUGGAUAUGUGGGCUCAAAUAGUCAAGGACAGUUUACAGGUGAAUUGUAGUAACUGAGAGGGGACAUACAAAGAUGCUCUGAGGACCAUCAGGUCUGAACUCAUGGAAGUGAUAACAUUUAACAGUGCAAUGAACAAUUUCUUUAUUUAUGUACUAUUAACAAAACUGUAAAUGCAAUGUAAAAACACACAGCCACACAUAUCCCACAGUUAUUUUCUUGUGUUCUCCUCUUAAUUACACCACCUACCUUAACUCUUUCUUGUCAGGAGUAUAUAAGAAAAAGAAAGAACGCAAACUCACCCUCCAGGAAAAAAAGGAUUUUCCUCUGUAUAUAAUUUCUUUUUUGCAUUGCUAUGCAAGCUCACUCUUUUUAGCUCUGUUCAUAUUAUUGUCUGUUCUUAUUGGUCUGUUGUACUAUAUGUGAAUUAAUGGGCUGUGGUGCCAUAUAUUAACUUUUAAUUGUGUAACUUUUUAUGUUUAAAUUUUGCACUGCAAUUUUAUUUGGUGAUAAGCACAAAUCUCUACUCCUCAUGACAUGAAGAAAAGAUUGAAUGUGAAGGGAGUUUUCUGUACUGUAAGUUAGGUUGGGUAAUGCUGGUGUAACCAAUCCUGUGCGAUGGUUUUCAUUUGGGGGUGUAGAAAUAGGAAGAUUUGAAGGAAUGAUGGUGUUGGCAAAGUCUUCUUGAAAAAUUGGAUAUUGAGUCAAUUUUAAGAAGCAGAAAGAUGGCUUUUAGUAUUGAGAAAAGCAGGGGUCAAAAGAAGGAAGUUUAAGUCUACACAGAAUAUGGGUUAAAGUAUGCUGGUAGCAAAGAUGUACUAACUUGCUUUAAAAAUAUAAUUAAAAUUUUAUUUAGAAGCAACUUUACUUGCCAUUGUAAUUGAACCAACUGAGAAUUACAAUGAGCAAAAUGAAAUCAAGGUUGUUUGAAGAGAUCUGUAUUUAUAUUACAGCUUUUAAAAAACAGCAUUUUUGAAUUACCAUAAUUAAUCUUUCCAACUCAUUAAGUCAGAGUAUAAAAUGAAGUUCCCCAAGGAAACAAAGAAAAUGAAUUCUAGGAAUCUAACAAAUAGUUAAAGAAGCAACUUAUUAUUAGGGCAUACUCGGGCUACUCUUGAAUAUUGCGAUAUCUUGCUCAUCUUUCUAAUACAUGUACAGUACAUACUAGAGGAUGUAGCCACAUCACUUAAGUUCAUUACUUAAAAAAAAAAAACUAAUGCAUUCUACAUACAAUUUUGUGUUUCUUUUGAUUAAAAAGUGAAAUUGAUGCCACCAAAUGUAUAGCCAAGUUGUAAGUGCUUAAAGGCAGUGCUCACAGUAUGUUCAGUUUACAAUUAGUAGAUAUAUUGGACUAAAUAUUUUCUGGUACAUUCUCAGAAAUUGGCUACCAACGAAAAUCUGUUUGACCCAUUUUGAAUGAGUAAAUUGGAAAGAACAGUCAAAGGGAGAAAAAUGCAUGUUUAUACACUUUUUAAAUAAAACCAAAUCUUGUAAGUGGACAUUAAUAACAGUGUCCUGCCUCAUUUGUUUUAACGACCUUGAGAACAAGGAGUUUCUGGACAUCAAUUAUGUAUACUCAAGAUAAAUGUGACUUUGAAAUGUAUGUUAGCUACUGUACAUGUAUGUAAGUCAAGUAGAUGAUAGCCUUCCUGAACUUACCACUGAUGACGUUUUCCCAUGUGCUAGCUACACAAUCUUAAAUUCUAGUCCAAACAAUAUUUUGUAUUAUUUUUUUCUUAUGAUAUGUUCAAUAGAUGGUAUCUUGAAAAAUAUUCAAUGUGAUGGUCAAAAUAUUCAAUUUUCAAGUAGGGGACAUUUUGAUUGACACAACACACUGUGUAUUAUUGGCUCAGAUGCCAACUUUUAUGACCUUAUUAUAUAAAAUACAUAAGUACAUGGUUCCAAGGCUACUGUACCACAGGAAAGCAUAGAGUGUGAUGUUAUACAUGGGUCUCAAAAUUUUCUUAGUGCCAUAAAGUUAACUUUCUUCACUGAAGGGACAAAUAAUUCUGACACACCGUUUAACAACUUUUUAGCAUCCGUGCCUGAGUUUUACUGAAAUUUGAUGUCUCUGGUACAAGGAAAUGGGAAAAGUUGAACAGUUUCUGUGUAAAACAAAAAGGAUUAUGUAAUUAUUUUCAAUUCCAAGAUGCGAUGAAUUUAAUUUUGCACGUACACAGUUCCUUAUUCCAUGGCCUCUAUUUAAAUGCAUAAGACCUUUUAAGAAAUAUAUUUAGUUGGAUUAUCACUUUAUGUUCAUGAAUAAUAUAGUUUAGUGUAAAAUAGUAUAUCAUAUGUAUGGUAACUGACAUUUGCAGAUUAUUAUCAACCCAAGUCACAAGAAAUAAUAUCUGCAGAACACAUGAUGACUUGAAGAAUGAUUUGGGAUUAUAGCACCAUGUCUUCCCGAUUGCCUUCAGUAUAGAAUCAUAAACAGUUAGAUUGUGAUCCGUACAGAUUACAGACCGUGAUUACUGCAAAGUCUUGUACCCAAUAUCUGCCAUGAAGACAAGAUAACAUGCUAUGGUAAUUUGAAUUCAGGCAUACUAUCAACAACAGAAAACCUUCAUCAUCUAGAUAUUUGUACAAAUCCAUUCACCAUUAACGUUCGGAUUGUUGACUGAGGAACACGUACCUCCUGAGAGUCCCAUGUCUUCCCCUUUUGUAGCUGAUUGAAUGUGAUGGAAAAUCUACGGAGCUCACUUUUCUGUGAGCCUGAACAGAAACCUGCAUAAGCCAUCAGAAGGAAAUCUGGGUGGGAAUGAAACCUCAUUUUUUUGAUCAUCCGCAAUACUGCUGUGUAGUCAGGCCAGACCCAAGCACAGCUUCUUUCAGAACAGGCCAAGUCUCCUUAGGGAAUGCAAUAUCAGUACCCAAACUCAGGUAUGCCAGUAUAAGCAGUGGAGUCUGCCUACCCUUUUCAUGUCAUUUUACAAAAGUAACAGGAGAGGACAGGGCUAUGGAAACAAUGAACUCCAUCAUAGGAUUUGGAGCAGCUCAAGGAAGUAUAUAGGAAAGUCAAAACCAAUGGGUAAGGCAUCACACAACCAAAGUGAAGUAAAACCUUCCAAAUUUACUUACUCUGACUAAGAAAACAGAUUUAGUAUGUUCUAUGUUAAAGUAUAAUGCUCUACAUAUUUAAAUACAUUUUUAAUGGGGUUUAAGUUGCAAGUUUGUAUGUGGUUUCAUGGAAUAUAACCAAGUUCUACUUAAUGAAAUUAUGCAAUUUUCAUUGAUGAUAAAGCAAUUACCACAUCAAUGAGCUCCCAACUGCAGAUCACUUCCCCUGAGAAGUAAUCUUGUCAGUAUUGAAGAUAUGCAGAAACAUAACAUUCGCUACUGUUAGUUUAUUCAUCUACUUCUGUAUAUUGUGCAAAAAAAAAUGAACCUGUCUUUACACAUUACCUGAGAGGUGAAAUGAUUUUUUACUUUGCUUCGUCAUAAUGCGUACUUCAAAUGAAACACCAUACAUUUUUUAAAUGACAUGCAAUUUACAAAUAUUUUUUACUCUCAUAAUUUUAAAAAUGUUCAUUGUGAUUUUAAAGUGUUACAAGACAAGGGAUUUUGUGGCCGUGGAUAGACUUUUUAUACUUUGUUUUAUAGAUGGAUUUUUUUCAUUGUAGUUUAUUUGAGUCAACAAACAAUAUCCCAAAUCUUAUUGUGUUUCAUUUGAUAUUGUUAGAUCAGCAAAGAAAUUGGCAUAAAUUGAUUCAUAGUAUUGUCAAAAAAUUGUGUAUUGUGUAUUCACUGGGAAAAAUAAAAAUAUAUUCACAUUUCAAUUUUGUAAAAAAAAAGCCAUUUAUGUAAAACAAAUUUGUCUGUGGACAAACCAAAAAUAGAUCAUUGUCUCACUUUUAGAA